AUGGACAUAGUAGGUCCCUUGCACCCUAGCAACGGCUUUAUGUAUUGUUUAACAAUCAUUGAUCGGUUUUUCCGCUGGCCAGAAGCGAUUCCAAUCCUGGAUAUUACUGCAAAAACAGUAGCCAAGGCGUUUUUUGAUAACUGGGUCGCUCGUUUCGGUGCACCUAACAUUCUCACGACCGAUCAAGGUCAACAAUUUGAAGCGCAGCUCUUCUCAGCCCUUCUCAAAUUAAUCGGAUGCAAACGCAUUCGUACUACGGCUUAUCACCCUGCCGCUAAUGGCAUGAUCGAGCGUUGGCACCGCACCUUCAAGGCGGCAAUUAUGUGCCAUAACACGCCGAACUGGGUGGAUGUCCUCCCCACAGUACUACUCGGGUUACGUACCCAUUUACGUAUGGACACAAAAGCCUCUCCGGCUGAAUUCUUGUACGGUACGGUAUUACGGAUUCCGGGAGAAUUUUUCCUCCAGGAGGAGUUUACACCGGAUCCCCAAAUUUUUGUAGACGACUUUCGACAGCACAUGCGUCAGGUGAAGCCGGUACCUGUGGCACACCAUUAUAAAAAGCGCGUUUUCCAAUUUAAGGAAUUGUCGAAGUGUUCGCACGUCUUCCUCCGUAAGGACGCGGUUAAAAAGCCCUUAGAGCGGCCUUAUUCGGGCCCCUUUAAGGUACUUGAUAGGACAUCGGAUAAAGUCUACAAUAUAGAAAUUAACGGCAGACCCACGGCCGUAUCAAUAGAACGGCUCAAGCCGGCUCACUUUAUACCGGACGACAUUACGAUCGCUAACGAUUCAUCCACGUCCAACGCUACGGACAAGCCUUCCGCUUCGGCAAGCGCUUCGUCCGAUACCGUGAAAACCUAUUCUGGUCCUAAAAAGAAAGUACAAAUCAGACUGGAUAAAAAUACGGUACGUACAUCCCCUCACUAG
Messenger RNA from Vollenhovia emeryi, 927 nucleotides. RefSeq lists its product as uncharacterized. The coding region runs from base 1 to 927 and encodes 308 amino acids. Gene Ontology annotation, molecular function: nucleic acid binding. The record is from RefSeq and is a predicted model, not a curated record. The transcript has a single exon. Gene Ontology annotation, biological process: DNA integration. NCBI's taxonomy places the organism in Eukaryota, Metazoa, Arthropoda, Insecta, Hymenoptera, Formicidae.